Molecule: messenger RNA, 3964 nt
Organism: Schistocerca cancellata (South American locust)
Lineage: Eukaryota; Metazoa; Arthropoda; Insecta; Orthoptera; Acrididae
Exons: 9
Coding region: 1024-2871 (615 amino acids)
Biological process (GO): microtubule cytoskeleton organization
Cellular component (GO): cytoplasmic microtubule; cilium
Molecular function (GO): microtubule binding
Source: RefSeq, a predicted model, not a curated record
AGCCGGAAGCCGGGCGAGGAGGCGAGGAGCAGACACCUGCCUGAAGCCACGCCAGCUGCGCCCUGCGCUGCACUGUGUGCGACGGACGAACUUGCAGCAGUUGUCGUAGAUCUGAUACUACAGUGGUGUUUCCAGACACUGAACGGCAAAAACCUCCCUUGUAAUGCAGUAGUUACUGUGCAGACACGUACUUAUUUCAACGCAUCUGGACGCUGAACGACCAACGACUCUGGAAGACGGCAGGAUGGUGAGGUGACACGGCUCACAUGGAAGCACGUAUCCGAAACCACUUGCUGUCACUACUCUCUGGCGCGCACACUUCUCAUGUACCAAUACAGUCCAAGCAGAUCUUCUGGACUUACCAUAUCCGCUCGAUUGAGAGUCGUAUAAAAACCAGCCAGUAAUUGAGAGUUACGAACUACUCAUGGAGCAAGAGACGCCUCCAGAUGACAGCUACUGUGAGAUGUGUUUCGCAAGUUCAAUCUGCACGCAAAGGUGUCAGUUCUCUUGGGAAUCGUAUAAUAUUUUCGAACCCCCUGUCGGCUCAUCUGCUAGUGUCUGUAAUUGCAGCCACUGACGGACGAUCGUUUGAUUUAAGCUCUUCUGCCUGAGAACAUGAGUGAACAACCCUGCCUCGCAACGCUAAUACCGUACCAUUCGGUGGAGAAACCUGCGGAGCUACGUAAAAUUCUUCUCAACAACGCAGGUGACAAUCAGUGCUAUUAGCGUGUGUUUUCGUGGCGACGAUCCGCUGGAGAAACGAGCAGAACUACGUAAAAUUGCUCUGAUCGACGCAGUAGACAGACAGUGCCUUUCGCGCGCGUGUGUGUGGGCGUGGCGACUGUUCGCUGGAGAAUCUUGCAGAUGAACAUACAAUUGUUCUGAUCGACGCAGUAGACGAGCAGCGCCUCUCACGAGCAUGUUUUUGCGGCUACUGCUCCCUGGAGUAACGUGCGGAACUACGUUUAGCCGGUGCGUGUGAGACGCGCGCUGGCCGUCGUAAAGCGACGCCGGGACGUCGGCAUGCUGGCGGCGGCGCUCUGCUGCCGCUGGCGCCAGCGCCGGCAUCGGCGCGUCGCCUUCCUUAAGAAGUCGCAGGUGUUUCCGGUGACGCCCGCCAAGGCAGGCGGAGAUGACGCCAACAACAACACGGGCCACGGCGUGGGCGAGCCGCCGCCGCCGCCGCACAGGGAUUCACGCAGCACAACAGUCGAGGAGUUCGCCAUACCGCAGAAACCGGUGCUGGCUAGAGCUGGCAACGUCCGCCAGGACACAUCCAUACUGCUCACUGCGCCGCCAGCCUCUGUGAUGACGCCGCCGGCCGAGCUGUCGUUCCUGCCGCCGGUGGAGCCGCCGCCGAGCGCCGCCGUCAGCCCGCGGCCGCCGUCCGCCGCCACGCAGCUGGAGCUGGAGCUGGACGCGUCGCUGGACUGCCGCAGCCUGGACGAGGCGGAGGCGGCGCAGUCGCAGAUCCUGGAGCCGCCGCACUCCUCGGGCAGCUCCGCCGAGGCGGCGGCCGCCCUGCAGCAGUCGCACCGCUCCGCCAGGCUGCGCGCCCUCAGUGGCAAGCAGACCGCCUCGCCGCAGCCCCAACUGGAGCCUACGGCGGGGGUGGUGGCGACGCCCACUCCGGCCCCUGCACCGUCGGCCACGCCCACUCCAGCCCCUGCGGCCACGCCCACGCCUACAGCUACAACAGCCGCCACGCCCACGCCGACGCCGACGCCCACGCCCCCGCAGGCGCUGCCGCAGCAGACGCGCGCGUCGUCCCCGCCCCAAGAAGAGCCUGCCCGCCAGGAGGAGCACCGGCAGCCGCCCUCUCCGCCCUCAGAGGAGCCGGAGGUGGAGUCCGCGGUGGAGCCCGCACCGCCCCCGGCCCCGGCGCCCACGCCCGCCCCCGCAGCCGGCCCCGGGCUGCCGGCCCACGCGCCCUCCGUCACGCGGCCGCCGGUCAUCGACCUCCGCCUGGACGUCGAGGGUCCUCCAGUAGCCCCCGGUGGCAGCAGGAGGCCGCAGCCUGCGGGCAGGCGGGCAGGGGCGCUGCUCGUCAAGCCUGCCGCUGCCCAGGGCAGGGGACCUCUGACGUCACGCUCCAGCGUGGUAAAGGGCGCCGGCCGCUCUUCGUCGCAGCUGCAGCUGCAGGCCCAGUCCCAACAGCUGCAGCUGUUCCCUCCGGCGCUGCCGCCUGUCGACACUCCGAGGGAAUCUCUCUCCAACUGCUUGCAGAACCUCGACAGCCACGAAUGGGAGCAGGUGCUGUCAGCCAUGCCGGUGCUGGUGCGACUGGUGCGCCACCACCCGGACUCGGUGCUGUUGCAGGCGCCUGCCGUCGCGGCAGCACUGUCGCGCCACGUGCGCAACUUGCGCUCGCAGGUGGCGCGAGCUGCCUGCCAGGCGGCGGGCGAGUUCUUCGUGGGGCUGCGGCGCACGCCGGACCUGGAUGUGGAGGAACUGGUGGGCUCGCUGUUUCACCGAUCCGCAGACACAAACAGGUUCCUGCGAGCUGACUGCAACGCCGCCCUCGACAAGAUGGCGGAUGUAUUGCCUCCAGCACGUGCCGUCCAACUCAUUGUCUCCAAAGGUGCCAGUCACCAGAACGCCGUGGUUCGCACAGUGGCCGCGCGGCUGCUGGCGGCGCUGACGGCGCGCCUGGGCGCAGACCGUGUGCUGUCGGCGCCCCGCGACCUCCGCAGCCGCCUGCUGGUCACCGGCUCCUCGCUGCUGACCGAGGGCAGUCUGGACACCAGAUGUCACGCAAAAUCAAUGUUCAGGCACCUUGUAUUCCACCCAAACUUUGCAACUGUUCUCUCAGAAGUAGUACCACAACAGGUACUACGAAACAUCUCGAAAACUCUCCAGAGCCUGAAAUAAUGUGGAUGACUGAAGAUGCUGACAGAUUUAGGUUGUUAACAGUUCUGUGUCUGUGGAGUAAUGUAAAUAAUUUCUGUUGGGGCUAGAACGGAGUAAUGUAUCGAAUGUUUCUAAUAGAGAUAAUAUAAACAUUCUUUCCAUGAUACUUUUCUACAUAAAUUUCGUUGUUAACACAGUAGUGCCAUUUUGUCAUAUCUUGCUAUGCCAGUUGCAGUAUAUGCACAUAUAAUGUACAAAACCUAUCUAUAACAUAACAUUUUGAAACAGGUGUUUAAUUUAACACUUAAAGAAUGUGAUGCUUCAUUAUCUCAUAAUAUUAAUGUGAAACUUCAUUUUCUAAUUAUAUCCUGCCCUACAGAAUUUUUCAGCUUAGUUUAAAAAAGCCCUAAAUGUACAUAUAAUUCCGUCCAUAUAUGUGAUACUGUUGUUAAGUACAUUAAUAUAUUGAAGAAUAGCAUAUAUUGUAUAAGAUACAUAUCAAAUGAUCAUUCACUAUCGAUAAAGAACUGUACAAGCAUCCUAUAAGGGACAAGGAAGUCCAAAUACAGCAUAUAUUAAUACAGGCAUUAUUUUGCCAACAGAAAAAUGAGGAAUUUUUAGAUCCUGUGUGAAGUAUAAUUAACUAUGAGACCUUUAUCAAAUACAUUUAUUAAAAGUUAAAUUGGCUGAUGUAAGUCAAAGAAUCUGUUAUGUGAUAAUUUAUUUUCAUUUAAAUACACCUAGAGAAUUUUAUGUAUCAAGAAAGCUAUUUUUAAUGUUAUUCAUGUACGUCAAAAUAUGUUAUAAUGUAUUUUCUACAAUAAGCUUUUAUGUAUUUUGUACAAAGAAAUGUCAAAAUAUUCGUAAUAUUACCACAUAAAAGUAAAGUUAAUUCCUUACUGUAAAGAGAUGUUGCAGGAUAUUUAUCUUAUAUUGCUGUUGUCUUAUUUGAAUUGUUUCUAUGAUGUUCCUGUUGAUAAAAAUUGUUUACAGUUGUUAUAUGAUGUUACAUAAAUUCUGACAUGAGUUAGGAAUUUUAGGCACUGUAUCCUUUGAGUUCUUGCUGAUAAAAUGUCCAUAAUUAACUUAUUGAACAAAGUGAAAAUGAAAUAAA